Messenger RNA from Parascedosporium putredinis, 534 nucleotides. The record is from the annotation of a GenBank genome assembly. NCBI's taxonomy places the organism in Eukaryota, Fungi, Ascomycota, Sordariomycetes, Microascales, Microascaceae.
AUGCUGUUCGCACUCUUCUUCGUGCUCUGGCGCGUUUCCCAGAUCAUCAUUUUGAUUCCCAUGGUGGGCAUGUUGGCCUGGUUCGUCGACCGCUUCCAAACCGAAAAUUUCCUGACCCCCAACUACAUCCUCAUCAUCUUCAUCGUCUCCGUACUCGCGCUCGCCUGGGCCACGUUCACCGUCUUCUCCUACCACCGCUCCUCGGCCAACGCCACGUUUGUCGCCCUCGUCGAUAUCGGCUUCGUCGGCGCCUUCAUCGCCGCCGUCUACUUCCUCCGCCACAUCACGCGCGCCGACUGUGCGCGCACCACCCGCGACGGCGACUGGUCCUUUUACUUUGGCGGCGCGCUCGCCGUCGCCAACAUCGAUAUCACCGUCUCCAAGCCCUGCGCCAUGCUCAAGGCCACCUUUGCCUUUGGUAUCAUGAACAUCAUCUUUUUUCGGCACCGCCAUCCUCGCUUGGAUGCACGGCGACCAAAACUACGAGAAGAAGGAGCGCCAUCGGUCCCACUCGCGCAGGCGAUCGCACUCUAG